Messenger RNA from Styela clava, 1528 nucleotides. RefSeq names its product glycerol-3-phosphate dehydrogenase [NAD(+)], cytoplasmic-like. The record is from RefSeq and is a predicted model, not a curated record. Gene Ontology annotation, molecular function: glycerol-3-phosphate dehydrogenase [NAD(P)+] activity; protein homodimerization activity; NAD binding. Gene Ontology annotation, biological process: glycerol-3-phosphate catabolic process; carbohydrate metabolic process. Lineage: Eukaryota; Metazoa; Chordata; Ascidiacea; Stolidobranchia; Styelidae. Gene Ontology annotation, cellular component: cytosol.
UUUUAAUUAUCAGCAGAUUUUACAGCUAUUUAAAUCCAGGCUAAUUUUACAUACCUGCUAUGGUAUAUUGUCAUCUAUUGUGUUAAUACAAUUUUAUGAGACGAAUUGUUCAUCAUUUGAGCAAGAAAGUACCGCCAGUUCGUCCUAAAGGAGAUCCUGCAUCCCCAUUUCCUCUACCAGCAAAGGAGUUUGGUGAUUUAAGCUUACAAGUCGAGAAUCCUUUCUUGGGAGUUCCAAGUCCUGUUUCUCCUGCUGUAAGCCCGACACUCCGAAAAAGAGUAAUCACCCAUCCAAGCAGUCCAAGCAGAUUUUGCAUCCUUGAGAAAAUGUCUCCAAAAAAAGUUUGCAUCAUUGGAUCUGGCAACUGGGGUUCGUCAAUUGCAAAAAUUAUUGGUAAAAAUGUGGCAACCAACGAUGCAUUUCACGAUCGAGUGAACAUGUAUGUUUAUGAAGAAAUGAUUAACGGAAGAAAAUUAACCGAAAUCAUCAACCAAGAUCAUGAAAAUGUCAAAUAUCUUCCUGGACAUAAACUGCCAGAAAAUAUUGUAGCAGUCCCAGAUCUUAAAGAAGCUUCCAGAGAGGCCGACAUGUUUAUUUUUGUUGUUCCACAUCAAUUCAUUGGAGGUCUAUGCAAUGGAAUUAAGGAUUGUAUCAAACCUGACGCCAUUGGAAUAUCUUUAAUUAAGGGUGUUGAUCAUUCGGACAAAGGACUUCGUUUAAUCAGUACCAUAAUCCAGGAAAUCUUGUCAAUUGACGUCAGCGUUCUUAUGGGUGCCAACAUUGCUCAUGAAGUCGCGGACCAAAUGUUUUGCGAAACGACCAUUGGGUGUCGCUCUAUGCCAAAUGGACAAUUGUUCAAACAACUCUUACAGUCGCCAGAUUUUAGAAUCUGUGUUGUUGAUGACCUCGAGACUGUUGAAAUAUGUGGGGCACUUAAGAAUGUUGUCGCAUGUGGUGCUGGCUUCGUUGAUGGGCUUGGAUUCGGUGACAACACUAAAGCUGCUGUGAUUAGGCUUGGGCUUAUGGAAAUGAUGAAAUUCUCGAAGGUAUUUUUCGCUGAUUCAAAUCCACAGACAUCAACCUUCCUUGAAUCUUGUGGAAUCGCCGACCUUGUUACAACCUGCUAUGGUGGACGGAAUAGGAAAGUAUCAGAGGCAUUUGUGAAGACAGGAAAGAGUAUUGAGGAACUAGAGCAAGAAAUGUUGAACGGACAAAAGUUACAAGGCCCUCCCACUGCAGCCGAGAUUGUUGCUGUGCUGAAGUCUAUGAAUAUUGACUUGAACGAGUAUCCUCUAUUCACCGCUGUGCAACGAAUCUGCUACGAAGGCUUGCCACCCUCUGAAUUCAUCAGAUGUCUUCAGAACCAUCCAGAACAUAUGUAAUUUGUAGUCUGUUAUAUUUAUCUUGUGUGCUUUAUUUAUUUUUUUAUUUAGCCUUAAAUUUAUAGUGCCUUUAACUAGAGUUGCCAGAUUUUAAUACUCUUUGAGUCGAAGUAUUGCAAUCAACAGGGAAGCCCUUAUAAUAUCUA